Molecule: messenger RNA, 4315 nt
Organism: Alosa alosa (allis shad)
Lineage: Eukaryota; Metazoa; Chordata; Actinopteri; Clupeiformes; Clupeidae
Gene: mgarpa
Product: mitochondria localized glutamic acid rich protein a
Exons: 8
Coding region: 162-2159 (665 amino acids)
Biological process (GO): anterograde axonal transport
Cellular component (GO): mitochondrion
Source: RefSeq, a predicted model, not a curated record
UCAUAAAGCAACACGCUUCUAGAGUGGAGCUUUUACUAAGGACUUCCUCUGCUCAUCCCCUCCCUCUCAUCCAUCCACCACGCCACUCUCUCGACAGGUCAACCAGAGCUCGCAGCGCACAUUCACGCCGCAUUCCCGUUGCUGCUGGAUAUCGCACGGCCAUGUCUCUGUGUCGGGCAGCUUUGCAGAGAUCUGGGCCUCUGGCUCGGCAUUUACUCACAAAAUCCCCCUUCUCUCACCUUAACAGAAAUGUCCCUCGAAGGACCAUGUCAUCAGUCCCUGGUGGCUCCGGCGAGAACAUUGUUUAUGCUUUGCUCUGCGGUGGCGCGCUGGCUGCGUCUCUCGCCUACACUUACCAAACCGUGACCUCAGACCACGACAGGUUUAAUGACCGUAUCGCUGACAUUAACGAGCGACCCAAGACCGAAUGGAAGCCUAAACCAUGGCCACCCAAGAGCAGGGAUGAUGAUGAGGAGGGUGAAGGUGAGGAGGAGGGAGGUGAGGAAGGAGAGGAGGCAGCAACGGAGGAUGGCGAGGCCGGAGAGGAGGUGGCCGCCGCAGAAAAUGGAGAGGAGGCGGCCGCCGCAGAAGACGGAGCUGAGGCUGAGGCAGAGCCUGCUGCUGAGGAGGAGGCUGGGCCUGCAGAGUCCGCAGUGGAGGCUGUCGCUGAGGCCGAGGAGGUCGUCACCGCGGAGCCUGCUGCUGCCGAGGAGGAGGCUGGGCCCGUAGAGACUGCAGUGGAGGCGGUUGCCGAGGCUGUUGCGGAGGCCGCGGAGGUCGUCGCCGAAGCCGCAGAGGUGGUUGCCGAGGUGGCGGAGGAGGUGGCUGCAGUGGCGGAGGAGGUGGAGAAGGUGGCGCAGGAGGUGGAGGCAGCGGCUGAGGCGGUGGCGGCGCCGGAGACUGUGGAGGCUGCGCUGGCCGAGGCCCUGGAGGAGCCAGCAGCAGAGGAGACCAACGGGACGGCGUCGGAGGCGCUCUCCACAGUAUUUAGUGCUCUGGCUCCUGUGGAGAUGGCUGCAGCCUCCAUACUGGAGCCAGUGGCCGUGAUCCCUGCAGAAGAGGAGCCUCUCCUUGUGGAGGAGGUGCCAGCUGCUCUAGAGGCCCCAUCAGCAGCUGAAGAGGCACCUUCUGCUCCUGCUGAGGAAGCCCCAGCAGUCGAGGAGGCCCCUGCUGCUCCAGAAGUGGUUGAGGAGGCCGCUCCUGCCCCAGCGGUCGAGGAGGUGCUAGUGACUGAAGCAGCUCCAGCAGUGGAGGAGGAGGCCGCUCCUGCCCCAGCAGUUGAAGCCCCUGCUGCCCCAGAAGUGGUUGAGGAGGCCGCUCCUGCCCCAGCGGUCGAGGAGGCGCUAGUGACUGAAGCAGCUCCAGCAGUGGAGGAGGAGGCUGCUCCUGCCCCAGCAGUUGAAGCCCCUGCUGCCCCAGAAGUGGUUGAGGAGGCCGCUCCUGCACCAGCAGUUGAAGCCCCUGCUGCCCCAGAAGUGGUUGAGGAGGCCGCUCCUGCCCCAGCAGUGGAGGAGGCUCCUGCAGUGGUUGAAGAAGCCCCUGUUGCUCCUGCAGUUGAGGAGGCGGCAGUGACUGAAGAGGCCCCAGCGGUGGUGGAGGAGGCACCAGCUUCCCCUGUAGCAGAGGAAGCACCGGCUGUACCCGCAGCAGAGGAGGCGCAAGCUGCCCCAGCAGCAGAAGAAGCUACGGCCCCAGUGGCUGUAGUGGAGAAUGGCGCAGAGUUGCCUGCAAGUCAGGAGGUGGUCGCAGAAAGUCCGGUCGUGGAAGAAGUCGUCACAAGUGUGGUUGUGGAAGAGGUCGCAGCAAGACCUGCUGCGGAAGAGGUUGUUGUUGCAAGCGUGGUUGAAGAGGUCGCAGCAAGUCCGGUCGUGGAGGAAGUCGCAAGUGUUGUCGAGGUUGCCCCUGAAAGUCCAGCAGUGGUAGAAGUGACCACGGUUCCGGCCGAACCCGAGCCCAUUGCUCCAGCCCCUGUUGAUGAGGCCCCAGCGCCAACUGAGCCUAAACGGGAGUACAUUGUGGUUGUCCUGGAAGGAGCUCCAACAUCUGACAAGAAGCCCAAGGUACUGGGAGUGUCCUCCAUGACCGGCAGGGUCAUCCCUGCCCCCGAUGAUGACGAGGAGCCGCUUGUCCAGGUAACAGGGAAAGAGGCGGCUGCUUAGAGUUCAAAUGCAGUAAGAUAAUCAUAUGGUUCUGUAAGGACUUUGAAUCCCUGGAUGGUAAAGCUCCCUCCGUCCCCCCAACUGGAAGAAGAAAUGGAUGUGCCUUUCCCCCUUAACCCAACCUUCCAGUACCAAACCUGACUCUCCUCCCCCUUACUGUCUAUCUGCAGGAAGUUUUGAUUUGUGGUUCCUCCUGGUUCCUUCGAAUAGAACAAUUUCAUGCAAUUACUUGUUCUACAAACAACCCUCCUCUCUCCCAGUCAGAGAGCUGAGUAUAGCGUUUAAGGCCACAGAAAGCAUGCACAAUCUAUCCAUAAUACCACAAUUAUUGUAGUUGGAAGUCCAAAUGUCAGUCAUGACUAUAGCUGCACUCCUACAUUUAACUCGCAUCUCAAAUUGCAGAUCUUUUCUUUUCUGAGUAACUGACUCGUGUCAUUUGAUCACUAUCGAGGAUCUGGUAAAACAAACUUCAAUAUUAAUGCAACUGGUUACAUUUUGCGAAGUGAUGCACAGUGGUAGUAGUGUAGUUUGCUCCAGGAGUCUGUUAACACGCGUGUAGUAAUUCAGGUGUCGGCCUAGAUAAUUUCUCUACCAGUCCAGUAACACUAUCACCUGCCUACACUUUAGUCUAUGUUUACCAAAUCUACUCUGUCCUGUCCUGAGCCAAUCCCUGCUUCUCUACUUUACACUGCCUUUGCUGCUGUUAAAGGGCUGUGUUGGUAAAUUAACUGUUGAACAAGCUUGACUUCAAGGUCAAUUGCAGGGUAGAGGGGAGCUACAGCUACGUUUCUAGUAGCGCUCUGAUUUUGGAAUUCAGCUCGGUUCGUUUCAGGUAACCUACCUCAGCCCUAACGCUUACCAGGCCAUGAUUCCUUACCACCAUCCCAACUGUUGCCGUGCCGAUUGGCUACACUAACCCCAGCAAAAACUGCCACAACAAGCUUUAAGCGAGCUCUACAGAAAGGGUCGCAGGCACUCCUCACUGCAAGCAGUUGUAUUUUUAUAUAACUUAAAAGAAAAUGCAUUAUUUAUUUAACAAGAUGUUAAAGGCACUACAGUUGUACACAAUGAAUUGCUGUUGUAUUUUAAAAGAUUACUGGCGUGUUUGGGGAAUCAUGGACCUACACUGUACCUUACUACCUCACUCCUCUCUAUAGGCUCCUUAAGCCCUCGAUCCUUCACUCCCUCUCUCCUGGAGCAAGCAGUGUUACAGCAAUAUCAGCAGUACUAUAUCUGAGGCAAAAAAUUUGAUCCUUAAAACAUUUGCUCGUCUGAUGGCUACUGAAGCCCCAUCAAAUCAUACAAUGUGAAGCACUUGGAAACAAUUGGUGCAUGUGGUGCGGUGUACCUAGACUUACCAGCGACAUCAAAAAUGACCUCAGGAUUGAGUCAGCUUUUCUGCUAGCAUUCUCAGUCAUAUCAACACCCUUAUCUUUCUCUCCACAAUUAAUGUUGCCCAGAUUGUUUCUUUCAAGUCCAUAACUGCAAGACAAUUCAUGCCCCAUCCUGAUCAAAAUGGUUGUUGUAGUGGGUACCAUUGCUGGCAGCAGACUGAUCGUGCUUCAGUGGUCAAUUAUAAUGAUCACUCAAGCACAUGGCUUGUGUGGUUCAGUGGUGUUUAUUUUGUUUUUAAACACUUGGUUGGUAUAAGGGAAUUUUUGUGUGAAUUUAUUUUUGCAUAGUUUUUUUUUUUCAGCUUGGCUUUUAAUGAUUUGCAAUAGAAGUCCCACUCUUCAGUAUAUUUCAUGAUCUCAUGUUUCAGCUGCUUCUUGCUAGGAUACUCAAACAGCUCUGUUAUAGUGUUUAGCAUUCAGUAUCUGGGUGUAAUUAACUGUUUCAUGCUUAUAUAUAGCCUAGUUUUUGCAAUUAAUUCAUUUUGCCAUUUCUGUAUUUAUCAUGUUUGAAGAAAGGGACCCUGAAGUGAAUGUAAGAACACAAAAUGAGUAGCUUUCUCAGUGUCUGUCCUUAUGUGUUUGCUCACUGCUGUCUUCUUUUACCUUUUCCUUUUUUUUGUAAACGUCAGCUGGCAGGGCAUGUGAUAUAGAACGUUGUGUUGCUCUGUUAGUUGCCUAGCUGAUGGUCCACCCUGGUGGCCAAUUUACUGUGAAUGUAGAUACAUUCUGCCUGUUUGAAAUAAAGAGGGAUGAAUAAUUAUA